This is a messenger RNA of Staurois parvus, 429 nucleotides long. The record is from the annotation of a GenBank genome assembly. Lineage: Eukaryota; Metazoa; Chordata; Amphibia; Anura; Ranidae.
GGACUCCGGGCAGCGGCACACCGGGCAGGACUCCGGGCAGCGGUACAUCGGGCAGGACUCCGGGGCAGCGGCACAUCGGGCAGGACUCCGGGCAGCGACACAUCGGGCAGGACUCGGGCAGCGGCACAUCGGGCAGGACUCCGGGCAGAGGCACAUCGGGCUGGACUCCGGGCAGAGGCACAUCGGGCUGGACUUCCGGGCAGAGGCACAUCGGCUGGACUCCGGGCAGAGGCACAUCGGGCUGGACUCCGGGCAGAGGCACAUCGAGCUGGACACCGGAUCACCAGGCGGAGCAGCAGGCACCGGGCCCCCAGGCGGAGCGGCGGGCAUUGGGGCCCCCAGGCGGAGCAGCGGGCACCGGGCCCCCAGGCGGAAGCAGCAGGCACCGGGCCCCCCACGGAGGGGCGACAGGCGUCGGGCCCCCAGGCG